UCCAGCCUAGUGUGGCUUUAAAUGCCUCGUGUUUUCUCCUUCCAGCCAAUUAACUUGUCUUCCACUCCCCGCAUCCAUGUCCUUAUCAGCUGUAUGCACCAAUAACGGGCCGUCCUUGAAUCCUGCGUGUCACCGUUCCGGGUGCGGGGGAGCCGGUGAGAAAGAACGAAAGAAAAAAAGAGAGAGAGAGAGAGGGAGAUUUAUCUAUCGGGAUGAUCUCGUGUCUCGUGUCUCAUGGGAGGCCGUUGCACGGACUUAUUACCAUGAUAGCUCGAUAACCGACCUCGGGUCGCCAGAAAAUUCCUACUUAACCUCCCCCGUCCCCCGGUCUAUCCUCCCCCAGUCAGUUUCUUUUCUUUCCAUCUUCCCUUCCUUGUACACCAAGAAAGCAAGGAUCAAGGAAAAAUGGCGGAAGAAAAACCCACUGCCGCUGCGGCCCACUACCAUGACCACGACGCCGAGGCCAACGUCAAGCAUGGCACCAUCCAGGCCAUGGUCGAGCGCGACCUCCUGGACGAACGCUACAAAAUCACCGAGCGCGGAUUGAAAAACCGGCAUGUACAGCUGAUGGCGCUGGGUGGUACCAUCGGAACGGGUCUGUUUGUCGGAUCGGGACAGGCGCUCGCCAUCGGUGGUCCUCUGUCGCUGCUGCUCGGGUACAUCUUCAUUUCCGUCCUGGUAUAUGCGCUGGUGACGGGGAUGGCAGAGAUUGGCGCCUAUCUGCCCGUGCAUGGAGGGACCAUGAGUUACCACGGGUUCCGCUAUGUGUCGCGCAGCAUGGGUUUCGCCAUGGGGUAUCUAUACUGGUAUUCGCUGGGGAUUCUGGUGCCGUACGAGAUUGUCGCCGCGUCCAUGGUCAUCGAUUACUGGCACCCCGGCGUGCACAUCGCCGUGUGGAUCUCCAUCAUGCUGGUCAUCAUUGUGCUGCUCAACUUCAUGCCGGUCAAGGCCUACGGCGAAACCGAGUUCUGGUUCGCCGGCAUCAAGAUCAUCACUCUGAUCGGCCUGCUGAUCCUCUCCUUCAUCCUCUUCUGGGGCGGCGGGCCCAAUCGCCAACGCCUCGGCUUCCACUACUGGAAGGACCCCGGCCCCAUGAACGAGUAUUUGGUGCACGGUGACGCUGGCCGCUUCGUCGGCCUGCUACAAACUGAUCAUCAUCUCCGGCGGCGAGAUGGAGUCCCCCGCCGCAACGUCCCCACCGCCGCCCGCCGCUACAUCUACCGGCUUGUCUUCUUCUACAUCUUCGGCGCCCUCGCCAUCGGCGUCAUCUGCUCCUCCAAAGCCAAGCAAAUCACCUCCGGCAACGGCGACGCCUCCUCCUCCCCCUGGGUCGUGGCCAUCCACAACGCCGGCAUCCCCGUCCUCGACAGCAUCGUCAACGCCGCCAUUCUGACGUCGGCCUGGUCCGCCGGCAAUUCUUUCUUGUACAUGUCCUCCCGCUCGCUAUACUCCCUCGCCGUCUCCGGCAACGCCCCCAGCGUCUUCAAGGCCUGCAACCGCUGGGGCGUCCCCUACAUGGCCGUCGGCGUCUCCGCGCUGUUCUCCUUGCUGGCCUACCUCGCCGUCGGCAGCGGCUCCAACACCGUCUUCAACUGGCUCAUCAACUUCACCAAUACCUCCGGCUUCAUCUCCUGGAUCUGCUGCAGCAUUGUGUACUUCCGGUUCGACAAGGCCUGCAAGGUCCAGGGCAUCGAGAAGCCGUAUACCUCCAAGCUGCAGCCCUACGGGAUGAUCGUGGGGCUUGUUGGUGCCACCUUCCUCGCGCUGAUUAAUGGGUUUACCGUCUUCUUCCCGUCCGAGUGGUCUGUGAGUGACUUCUUCACGGCGUAUAUUGGUAUUCCGGCUUUCCUGGUGUUGUAUCUUGGUCACAGGUUGAUCUUCCGGGAGGAUCCGUGGGCGUGGCGCAGUGAGGAGGUGGAUAUGCAGACGGGGUUGGCGGAGAUUAUUGCGGCCGAGAAGCCGCCCAGGGCUAGGAAUACGUGGUGGGAGAAGAUGAUGGUGAUUGUUGAGUGAUCUGCACUACAAGUGUAAUUAGAUUCUUAUGUACUAUUGACCCAGGAAUAUCAACGUUCUCAAC
Messenger RNA from Aspergillus novofumigatus IBT 16806, 2077 nucleotides. Its product is annotated as proline permease PrnB. The transcript has 2 exons. The record is from RefSeq and is a predicted model, not a curated record. Gene Ontology annotation, biological process: amino acid transmembrane transport. Lineage: Eukaryota; Fungi; Ascomycota; Eurotiomycetes; Eurotiales; Aspergillaceae. Gene Ontology annotation, molecular function: amino acid transmembrane transporter activity. The coding region runs from base 406 to 2013 and encodes 535 amino acids. Gene Ontology annotation, cellular component: membrane.